AUGAUUUUGUUACUUCAGAGGAAAUUGCGAUAUAUUUUCGCUAUAUUAACCAUCCUCGUAUUUAUCUGGAUGACUCGUGAGAUCCAGAUUUUGCACGGAAACGCUAAAUCGUUCAGACGUUUCAUCACAACAGCAGCAACACCAGUUGGCAACAUUCGAAGUAUACCGAAGGUCUCGCACGGAAGCGCUAUAUCGUUCAGACAUUCCAUCACAACAAAAGCAACACCACGUGGCAACAUUCGAAGUAUACCGGAAGUCCUUGUGCAUCCGGCAGCCGGCACAUCGAGAAAGUUCCUUGUAAUCCUUAUAGCAACAGCGCCAUCGAAUCUACAGCACAGAAAUGUAAUAAGAAGGACAUGGGGACGACCUAGCAAUUGGCAUAUAAAGACUAUCAAUUACACCUCGGUGUUCCUGCUUGGUAAAUCAAAUAUUAAUCGUACUAUGAUUGAGCUGGAGAUACUACAUCAUAAAGACCUUCUUAUAGGCGACUUUGAAGACGUGUACGCGAAUUUAGUGAGUAAGGUUUUGAUGGGUCUUGCGUGGGCAUCAAGUAUUGAUUGUGAGUACGUUUUCAAAGCAGACGAUGAUGUCUAUGUGAAUGUCCCUCGCUUGCUGGAUUGGUUGGGAAGUCCCUAUAGUAGGUUACCAAGAGAUCUGUAUGCUGGUUUUGUACAUGAUGCAAUAGUUCCUAGAAGGGAGAACACGUCAAAGCAUUACAUAGGGGAUAUAGACUAUAGAAGGCAAAAAUAUAGACCGUACUGUUCUGGCCCUUUCUAUGUAAUGUCUCAACGAAUUCUUCCACGCCUUACAAAUGCAAGUCUUGUGGUACCCGCUUUUAGAAUAGAGGAUGCUUACAUUGGCUUAUUAGCAUAUCACAUCGGAGUGUUGCCAUAUGAUCAACAUGGCUUUCACUUGUUAAGAAAUUCCAAAAAGGAAAUGGAACAAUUUUCUCCCUGUGAUUUGCUGACAACAAUUGCAUGUGGCCAUGCAAUACAACCUAAUUAUCUAGAAAAGCUACAUGCAAAGUUCCUUUCCCUUGAAUCAAAAGGUAAUACUGUGUUCCUAUGUGUAUCUUACUCCUUAGAGGUUCUAGGUAGAAACAUGGGGUAUGUUGUCAUUUCAUUAUUAUUUUUAAUUUCUUUAGGCUCAUGUGCAUGUCAUGUAGUUAGCAGAUGUUGUUGUCAUAAGACCCAACGGAGACCAAAAUAGAUUAUUGAUGGUGAAA
Molecule: messenger RNA, 1225 nt
Organism: Nematostella vectensis (starlet sea anemone)
Lineage: Eukaryota; Metazoa; Cnidaria; Anthozoa; Actiniaria; Edwardsiidae
Product: beta-1,3-galactosyltransferase 1
Exons: 1
Coding region: 1-1209 (402 amino acids)
Cellular component (GO): membrane
Molecular function (GO): hexosyltransferase activity
Source: RefSeq, a predicted model, not a curated record